Molecule: messenger RNA, 1103 nt
Organism: Ceratina calcarata
Lineage: Eukaryota; Metazoa; Arthropoda; Insecta; Hymenoptera; Apidae
Gene: Yip1d1
Product: Yip1 domain-containing 1
Exons: 2
Coding region: 139-921 (260 amino acids)
Biological process (GO): endoplasmic reticulum to Golgi vesicle-mediated transport; vesicle fusion with Golgi apparatus
Cellular component (GO): trans-Golgi network
Source: RefSeq, a predicted model, not a curated record
CAACGACCAGUGAUGGACAUGGUGUGGACCACAGUGUGAACAACAGCCAACAACAGCUGUAUGAACGACAACUGUGGGUGUUAACAAAAUUUUAAAUCUGACAGACUAAAUUAAUUUAUACGCCGAACCAUUGUCCGAAUGUCUGGUUAUACGGGAGCAGAAAAUUAUUGGGGCCAGUCGCCCCAAGGACAAUAUAAUUUCGAUUCCUCCGGUUUCGGGCAACCCAACCAACAAUUCGAAUUUCAAACAUUUAGCGACCAACAAUCCGGAGAUUAUUCCUCUUACAAGCAAAAAGGAUAUCUCGACCCGACUCAAAGUCCAUUUAGCGGCGAUCUCUAUCCUCAGGAUAAUUUUACAAAAGGCACUGCGGGAUUUGUCGACGAAGAAGAUGAACCUCCCCUCCUAGAAGAACUAGGCAUAGAUCCAGAUAGAAUUUUACAGAAAACAUUGGCUGUAUUGAAUCCAUUUCAUAGGAGGGCACAGAUAGAUGAUGCAAAUUAUUUACUUCAGGAUUCUGAUUUAGCUGGCCCAGUAGCAUUUUGUUUGAUGCUAGCUGGGUGCCUUCUAUUAGCUGGUUCUAAAGCACAUUUCAGUUAUGUUUAUGGCUUAGCAGUAACAUCGUGUAUAUUGAUGUACAUUCUUCUCUCCUUGAUGAGCACUUCCAAUAAUAUCACACUAUCCUCUGUAGCAUCUGUACUAGGCUACUGUUUGAUACCCGUUGUAGCCCUUGCUGGUUUCAGUAUCUUUUCUACUUUGAAAGGCUCGAUCGGUUUGAUUUUUGCCAUGUUUACCGUAGCUUGGUCGACACUUUCUGCAUCCAGACUGUUUACCACUAUGUCUGGAGAAGAAAAUCAGCGCCUACUUAUCGCCUAUCCUUGUGCUCUUCUUUACGGUGUCUUUGCAUUAAUAGUAAUAUUCUAAUGACAUCUUUAUAUUACCAAAGAUAUGCAGGUGUAACGAGCCUUUUAUUUGUUAAACGUUUGCUACAAGAUCAUGGAUGAAUUUAUACAUUAAGAUGAUGUAAAUUGUACAUUAAUUUUUAAAUGUAUCGAUAUGAUUUUUCCACUAUUUUAUAAGUUAUAAAUAAAUCUUUUUGAAAACUA